AUGAGUCUGUCUCAGCGGAGAAUCGCCUUCAUCGCAGGCUCACUCUUAAUGUUGGUGUCUGUGUGUUACAGUAAAGUGUAUUGUAAAGAGGGUCACAGUGGCCCAACCUACGAGUCCCUGCAGGCAGUCUUUAACCUACAAGCAUUCAGGCCAGCGGUAAACCUCAGCAAUCCCACCAUAGCCAACAUCUCCUUCACGCUGUAUGCUGUGCUCGGUGUGAAUGAGAAAACACAGAUACUUACUACUUUCUUGUGGCUGAGACUGUACUGGCGCCAUGAGUUCCUGGUUUGGGACCCUGAUGAGUGCGACGGUCUCACCAAGAUUUCUCUCCCCGUAAAGGAGCUCUGGUCUCCGGACAUCAUUGUUUAUGAGUUUGUGGAUGACGAUGUCUCGCAGGCGUGUCCUUACGUCUACGUUAACCACACAGGUCACAUCCGCUGGGAUAGGAUGCUGCGGCUCGUCUCGGCCUGCAACCUGGAGAUCUUCAGUUUUCCUUUUGAUGUGCAGAACUGCACAUUUACGUUUGGCUCUUACAUGCACACGAUACGGGAUGUGAGGGUCAGUCCAGCUCUUACCUUCAGGGAGAUGUCUCAAAACUCCAAACGUUACCUGGAGGCCAGUGGCGAGUGGGAGCUGGUGGACAUACUGGGAGAGACCUCCAUUCUUAAGUUUGGAAUCGACGAAUGGGACAUCAUCACCUUCUGGGUGGUCAUAAAGCGGCGCCCAGUGCUCUACGUGGUCAACCUGCUGAUCCCGAGCUCUUUCCUCAUGCUCAUUGACAUUCUGUCCUUCUACCUGCCCCCCCACAGCGUCGACCGCGCCUCCUUCAAAAUGACCCUCAUCCUGGGAUACACAGUCUUCCUGCUCAUCAUGAAUGACCUGCUGCCCAGUACAGCAAAUGGCACUCCAAUCAUAGGUAUCUAUUUCUCUGUGUGUCUCGCCCUCAUGGUUAUCAGUCUACUGGAAACAGUCAUCAUUACUAAUGUCCUCCACCAUAACUCCUUGAAAUAUCGUGAGGUUCCAAACUGGGUUAGGGUUGUUGUCCUCAAACAUAUAGCCAACCUCAUCUGCUAUCGCUGGCCAGAAGAUGUCCAGCCACCUUCUACACUGCAGAAGGAUAAAACAGGAAGCUCCAAUGGCAGCUCUGGUCCAUGGAUCAUUCAACCUGCCACUCAAGCACCUGACCAGCGCCCAGCUAGUAACGAUACAUCUGCUCUGCCUGAACUGCAACAGAUCUGUCAGUACCUGAGCGAACUUCGUGCCCACCUCAUCUCUCUGCAGAAGGAGAGCCAGCUGUUGGAUCAGUGGUGCCAUGUAGGAUAUGUCCUUGACUUUCUGCUCUUUCGUAUCUAUCUGCUGCUCAUCAGCUGCUACGCAAUGGUUAUUAUCACAAUGUGGUGCAUCUGGAUAACUCAAUCCUAACUGGAUGUGGAUGUGAUCUAAUGGAUAAAUAAUUAGAAAACCCAAAGGCAGAACCAAACGUCUGGACAGUAACAAGGUCCUUUGUGUGUUUGCUGGUACUCCAUCUUCCUCUCAUAACCCAAAUACAUACCAGUGAUUCUAAACUGACUGCAGAUGUGAGAUAGAUAAUAGUACUUAAAGUGUAUAAAUGUACAAUUAAAUGUGGCUUGUGCUUUGAGUGGUCAUUAUACGUAUAAAUGUCAAGACAUUCCAUUCACUGCUUGCUAUUUACUAUUAAUCCUGUACAGUGCUAGCUUCUUUUAAUACCAGGUAUCACGUUUUAAAGUUAACUUAAGAUAU
Molecule: messenger RNA, 1761 nt
Organism: Archocentrus centrarchus (flier cichlid)
Lineage: Eukaryota; Metazoa; Chordata; Actinopteri; Cichliformes; Cichlidae
Product: 5-hydroxytryptamine receptor 3A-like
Exons: 9
Coding region: 1-1422 (473 amino acids)
Biological process (GO): monoatomic ion transmembrane transport
Cellular component (GO): postsynaptic membrane
Molecular function (GO): transmembrane signaling receptor activity; extracellular ligand-gated monoatomic ion channel activity
Source: RefSeq, a predicted model, not a curated record